UUCCUACUUCUCCUUCUUCUUCUCGUCUGUGUUUUUUUUUUUCCCUUUCCCCUUUUUUCUCUCUCCUUGUUGUCACUGUUCAAAUUCAAAGUCGUCAUGUCGAUUACUUUGGAUAGGGUUCGGCAGGUUGAUGGUAAACGCUCUGGAUUCUCGCCGGAAGAUUUGGGUUAUGGAUCGGUGUUUCAGAGGUUGGUUACUCAGGAUGUGGAUCGCGCUGUUGAAGGGUUUCAAAAGGAGGAGGAUGCUGAUGAAUCUAAUACUUGCAGCUCCGCUUCCACUUCUUCCUCUUCUUCGAUUGGGAGGAAUAGUGAUCAGUCCGAUGAUGAGGAUAACGGUGAGAAUGAUGAGGUCCAGAGCUCAUAUAAAGGCCCGCUUGAUAUGAUGGAUUCCUUGGAGGAGGUUUUGCCUGUCAGAAAAGGCAUCUCAAAGUUUUAUAGUGGAAAAUCAAAAUCUUUCACGAGUCUGGCCGAUGCCUCCUCUGUUAACUCUAUGAAAGAGAUUGCAAAGCCAGAGAAUGCCUAUUCCAAGAAACGUAGGAAUCUUAUGGCCUACAAUCUUGUGUGGGAGAAGAAUAGGAGUUUUCCUCUCAAGAACAACGGUGGUGGUAUAUCAAAAAGACCAAUCAGCUCAAGCAAAAGCUCCUUGGCUUUGGCUGUUGCUAUGAGCAGCUCCGAAAGUAACAGCAGUGAAGAUUCAAAUUCUAGCUCAUAUUCAAGUUCUCCACCGCCUCGCCCACCUCUACAUCCACAAUCCAGACCAUCUAACAACAAUUUCCCUUCCAUGGUGCCACCUCAAAAAACUUUCUCCACUUGGCGUUCAUAUUCCUUGGCUGAUUUACAAGAGUGCGCCACCUUUGCUAAUAAGGCCAACCUAACCAAUCUGAACUGACCCCAGAAAAGUUCCUUCUCUUGCAUAGGUACGCAAGAGUCUUUUAACUAUAUUCUAGGAACCCUGAAAUAGAAGGUUUUUUCUAGUAUGAUUUUAGGUCUUAUGGUCUUUACUGUACUCUAUGUCUUAAAAUCCAAAAACUUUCAUGUCUCGUUGUUUAUAAUGAAAAAUGGGGAUAUGAAAUUGAGAGGAAAGCUGAGGGUAGCAGAUGUGAGUCAUAUUUGUCAACACCUGUAUGUCUGUAUUGGCCUAAGACAAGCAACCAUCUCAACUACCCAUCCAUACAUAAGCAGCCACCUUGAAGGUUAGUUUGACCAAUGAACCACACAACUUCCAAAUUCUUUUUGGUUCCCACCAAGAUUGCAGACCUGGUUGGUUGAGUAACUUCUGAGAGUGUUCUUAUGCUUAUGAAAACAUACUUCUGCUUCAAUGGAUAGUGUGACCUUCCACAAUCCCAUGUAAUUGACUUUAGAACUUAAGUUGAUUUGUUAACAUUGAUUCCCCAUAUACUGUAUGAGUCACUCCCAGUAACAUUUAAAAGGCUUAUGGGUCCCUGAUAUUCAUGUUUUCCCAUGAGAGUUUCAUUUAUGGUUGGAUUUCACUACGGCUUCUUUCUUCUAGAUCUUGAGAAUGUAAGACAUGCACAAUGCUGCAAUUUGCUCGUUGCUUUAAGCAUUUUGUAAGCAUCAUAAUGCCCAAUGACAUUGAUGAGUUUCUUC
Molecule: messenger RNA, 1607 nt
Organism: Cucumis melo (muskmelon)
Lineage: Eukaryota; Viridiplantae; Streptophyta; Magnoliopsida; Cucurbitales; Cucurbitaceae
Product: protein OXIDATIVE STRESS 3 LIKE 1
Exons: 2
Coding region: 97-888 (263 amino acids)
Source: RefSeq, a predicted model, not a curated record